Molecule: messenger RNA, 712 nt
Organism: Setaria italica (foxtail millet)
Lineage: Eukaryota; Viridiplantae; Streptophyta; Magnoliopsida; Poales; Poaceae
Exons: 1
Coding region: 90-350 (86 amino acids)
Source: RefSeq, a predicted model, not a curated record
GGCCGCGCCGAUGCCCCGGUGCAACAGCUUCACACCGGCCGGAUAGGGAUCGAUCCCGGAUACGACACACUCGUAGUGAAGGGCCGGAGAUGGGGGCGGAUCAGUUCCUGAGCAUAUCGGAGGGCGGGCUCGGCGGGGAGGCGGUCUACUGCGCGGUCAUCCUGUGGCUGUCCGUGGUGUCGUGGAUCAUCUUCUCCUGGGUCGGCGGGGACGAGGACGGGAUGAGGAGGGGGAGGAGGCGCCGGGGCAGCCGCGGGAGCCCCGUGUUCGUCGGCGCCGCGGGGAUCUGCGACGGCACGGGGCCAGGGUGCAGCGGCGGCUACGGCAUCUGCGGAACCUGCAUCGACUAGUAGCCUAGCCGUGCCUCUACUAGUAGUUCCUGUGAACAUCAGCGCGCGACGAGCUUGUACAUGUCGUCGUCGAUCGAUGCUCAAGCCCUUGUGUUGUGUUGUGGAGUGGCGUCGAUCGAAUUGGCGUUGCUCUGGAUGCUGACAUGAUCAGAGAAAGAGGCUCCCCUUUGUGAAGGCAAUAAGAGGGAGGCCGGUCUGUUUCGAUCUUUGCUCGGGUUGCAGAAACUGAGUUCUUAGCUUCUCCUUUUGCGUUCCUCAAUCUGCUUGAUAGCUUGAUGCUCUGUAAAUUUCUCCGUGCUCCAUUUCUCUGCAGUUUAAGCUGCAAAAGCACCUACAUAUAUGAGAUAUAAUGUUGAGGUCCA